GACGACGGAGGCCGAGAGGUGGUGGAUCCGUGACGGAAGUGGGUGCGUGUGAAGCGGCGCGCUGCGAGCGCCGGCUACGUUGCGGAAAGGGAAGCCGGCCCGGCGGCUGCUGGGCUCGGCGGGUGGAACGAGGUGGUGGGCUGGUUCGGACGCGAGUCGAGGCUGCAGCAGGGCUCCAGGAAGAUGUUACCGAGUACUUCAUUGAAUUCCUCAGUGCAGGGGAAUGGAGUCCUGAGUUCCAGGGAUGCAGCAAGACACACAGCCGGAGCAAAACGCUACAAAUAUCUGAGAAGACUUUUCCGCUUUCGGCAGAUGGACUUUGAAUUUGCUGCCUGGCAGAUGCUCUACCUGUUCACGUCCCCGCAGAGAGUUUACAGAAACUUUCAUUACCGAAAACAGACGAAGGACCAGUGGGCCAGAGAUGACCCUGCUUUCUUGGUACUGUUAAGUAUCUGGCUCUGUGUGUCCACUAUAGGAUUUGGCUUUGUGCUGGACAUGGGAUUCUUUGAGACAAUAAAGCUUCUCCUUUGGGUUGUAUUCAUAGAUUGUGUAGGUGUUGGUCUUCUGAUAGCAACUUUAAUGUGGUUCAUCUCUAACAAGUAUUUAGUGAAACGACAGAGCAGAGACUAUGAUGUGGAAUGGGGCUAUGCUUUUGAUGUGCAUCUCAAUGCUUUUUAUCCACUCCUGGUCAUUCUGCAUUUUAUCCAGCUUUUUUUCAUCAACCAUGUUAUCCUGACAGACACAUUUAUUGGAUAUUUAGUUGGAAAUACCUUAUGGUUGGUUGCGGUUGGCUAUUAUAUCUAUGUCACUUUCCUGGGAUACAGUGCGUUGCCAUUUUUGAAAAAUACAGUAAUUCUUCUGUAUCCAUUUGCACCUCUGAUUCUACUCUACGGGCUGUCACUGGCACUGGGAUGGAACUUCACCCAUACUCUGUGUUCUUUCUAUAAGUACAGAGUGAAAUAAAAAAAAAAAAAAGAAUAUUCAGUCGUAACUGUGUCAGCAGUAUUUGUGAAGUGAUAAUUUCUUGUAAAACUUGUAAAUAAACUAUCUUUGUAGAUAUCUUAAAGAUGUAAAGUUUGCAAAUUUGAAGAAAUAUAUGUUAACACUGUGGUCAGGUACAUUCCUUAAAACUAAUUAAAUGUACAUUUCUAUAAUAAAUAUUUUUUAAACUAAA
Messenger RNA from Sapajus apella (tufted capuchin), 1174 nucleotides. It is a transcript of the gene UNC50, whose product is annotated as unc-50 inner nuclear membrane RNA binding protein. The record is from RefSeq and is a predicted model, not a curated record. Gene Ontology annotation, cellular component: Golgi membrane. The transcript has 6 exons. The coding region runs from base 184 to 963 and encodes 259 amino acids. Lineage: Eukaryota; Metazoa; Chordata; Mammalia; Primates; Cebidae.